AUGUCCUCCACGCUGCCCACCGACUACUGGAAGGUUUCCACCAUGGACGGCACCGUCAUCACCCCCGCCACCUAUUGGGCCAACCUGUGGAAGACCUGUGUCACCGACUCCACGGGUGUCUCCAACUGCAAGGAUUUCCCCUGCAUGCUGGCGCUGGACGGUUAUAUCCAGGCAUGCGGAGGACUAAUGAUUGCUGCUGUCAGCCUUGGCUUUUUUGGUUCCAUAUUUGCACUGUUUGGAAUGAAGUGUACCAAAGUCGGAGGCGCAGAUAAAGCCAAAGCUAAAAUUGCUUGUUUGGCUGGAAUUGUAUUCAUACUGUCAGGGCUGUGCUCCAUGAACGGCUGUUCCCCAUAUGCAAACAAAAUCACAACGGAAUUCUUCGACCCUCUCUACGUUGAGCAAAAGUCUGAGCUAGGAGCUGCUCUGUUCAUUGGAUGGGCGGGAGCAUCACUCUGCAUAAUUGGUGGUGUCCUAUAUUGCUUCUCAGAAUCUGACAACAACAAAACACCCAGAAUGGGAUAUGCAUACAAUGGGGCCAUAUCAGUCCUGUCUUCUCGGACCAAGUACCACGGUGGAGAAGGAGACUAA
Molecule: messenger RNA, 588 nt
Organism: Echinops telfairi (small Madagascar hedgehog)
Lineage: Eukaryota; Metazoa; Chordata; Mammalia; Afrosoricida; Tenrecidae
Product: claudin-10-like
Exons: 1
Coding region: 1-588 (195 amino acids)
Biological process (GO): bicellular tight junction assembly; cell adhesion
Cellular component (GO): bicellular tight junction; plasma membrane
Molecular function (GO): structural molecule activity
Source: RefSeq, a predicted model, not a curated record